Messenger RNA from Theobroma cacao (cacao), 1507 nucleotides. Its product is annotated as etoposide-induced protein. Gene Ontology annotation, biological process: macroautophagy. Lineage: Eukaryota; Viridiplantae; Streptophyta; Magnoliopsida; Malvales; Malvaceae. The record is from RefSeq and is a predicted model, not a curated record. Gene Ontology annotation, cellular component: endoplasmic reticulum.
GGCUGAAAGCGCCCUUCUUUCUCUCUCAGCCUAUUGUUCAAAAAAAAAAUGGAAGAUAGAAAGCUGUUAAUAAAAAUUUCGAGAACGAAAUUAAAACAAGCAUCGCUUUUAUGGGCGGAUGGUUUUAGAGAAGCUUGUUGUCUUCACAGAGUUAUCGUUCUUUGUCGCAGGUCGAGACAGCUCUUAAUUAGAACCGGACAGUGUUUUCUUUUAAAUGGCUUCAUUUUCUUAGGAAGUUUGUUUGUCCUAAACUCUGUUGUUAUCCCAAUACUACGAUGGAUAUUGCCUGAUCAACGCUCGCAGAUCAGUUAUGGAGGAACGUCUGCAUUUGAUGGUGUCUUAAAUUUUUAUUCCUUUUUACGUGGGUUACUCGUACAACUAUUUUAUGUAUUUUGGUUCUAUCCCCUGUACGUCUUCAGCUUUAUUCUGAGCAAUCUCUGGUACAAUGACAUUGCUAAGCAUGGUUUCGCUGCAAUGGGAAGAUCUGGACCUUCUGUGGUGGAAUCCUCAAAACAGAAGAAUGCAUUGAACUCAGACAGCAAAAUGCAUGCAGCAAAGCCUGCUGGUCUCGGAUGGAUCAUGAUUGAAAUAGGGGAGCAGGUAUAUUCGGUGCUUCUUUUGAGUUUCUUUUUCUUGGAGGUUUAUGCCACAGGAUUUAUACCCUAUGUUGGAAAGGCACUCAAUUUUCUACUUCUUUCUUGGAUGUAUGCCUAUUACUGUUUCGAGUACAAGUGGAACUUUUCUGAAUGGGGUCUGGAGAAAAGGCUAGACUUCUUUGAAACUAAUUGGGCAUUCUUUGCGGGUUUUGGAAGCCCUUGCGUUCUGGCAAUUUUCUUCUUCUCACCUCUUGUGAGCUAUGGUGUUAUGGCCAUACUCUUUCCCCUGUUUGUUCUGACUGCAACAGGCACAGAGGCAGAGCAAGUUAUUUCCACUCAAAAAGGAAAAUGGAGUGGUGCAAAACUGGGGAGGCUUCCAGUAUUUUAUGCAGUCGACAAUUUACUGAGGCGGGUCUUGUCCCUCUUGCCAGUGGAAUCUCAAAAACAAGCACUAGACAACAAGUCACUUUAACAAAUUCUGGCUUAUGCUCUCACAAAUUCUUGAUAGAGAGUCCAUUUCUGCAAGGUAGGCAGAAAAGUUCUUGGACCUUUUAUCUCUUUUGGGAUGCUCUUGCAUGUACCGAACCUUUCAUUGGAGCAAAAAGAUUUCUUUCAUUAUUACCAUCACCUAAUUAUGUUGUGUCUCUUAAUCUUGUUACUCAUCUAACGAAACAGGUAUGAAUGUUUUGACUGGCAGUUGCCCUGCUUUUCUUCACAACACUGCAAUGGCUCAGCAUCAUAUCAUUUUUCUUGUAUCUUUGUGUACAUAAAAAUAUGCAAAAAUGUGCAUUCUGCCCCUUCCUAAGAUUAUCAAAAGCGUGUACAGUAUUUGGUUUAUAAUAAACAUUGAAUUCUUCAAUGUCCUUAUUUUUUAUGCAUUGAUAGUGAAUAUAAGACGAGUUAUUAUUCAA